AUGGACAAGGAACAAGACGAGAUUCAGUUUCUAGGCUUCUUCAGCAUAUUCAAAGAAUCAUUCAGCCUGGUUUCCACAUGGAAGAAUAUUUUCUCCCAGAUUACCGCCGCCAUGAUCGUCCCUCUCUCCUUCAUCUACCUCGCGCACAUCGAGAUCUCCGACAUCCUCUUCACCGACAUCCUCCGCGACGAGUACAUCCUCGACAGGAUCCAGCGGGGCACGCAAACGUACGACAAGAUCUCCGACGUUCUCUCCUCGGAAUGGACCGCCUUCUGGCUCUUCAAGAUCGCCUACUUCAUCUUCUUCCUCGUCCUCGCCCUCCUCUCCACCGCCGCCGUCGUCUACACCAUCGCCAGCAUCUACACCGCCAAGGAGAUCGCCUUCCGGCGGGUCAUGUCGGUGGUCCCAAAAGUCUGGAAGCGCCUCAUGGUCACUUUCCUCUGGAGCUUCGCGAUUCUCUUCGCCUACAAUAUCCUCACCUUCUCCAUCCUCAUCCUCUGGGUUAUGGUGGUGGGGCCCAGGGGGCUAGGGUUGCUCGUGGCGGCGGCGAUAAUUGUGGGGUACAUGGUAGGGUUCGUGUACAUCACCGUAAUAUAUCACCUCGCCACCGUGGUGUCCGUACUGGAAGACGUGAAAGGCCUGAACGCCCUACUUAAAAGCAGGCGUCUGAUCAGGGGCAAAAUGGGGAUUUCCGCGGUCAUCUUCCUGCUUUUGAACCUGGUUUUCUUUGGGGUUCAGACCGGGUUCGAGUACUUCGUGGUGCUCGGCUAUGGCGGCGGGGUUGCAGGGAGGGUAGGGUAUGGGAUUCUGUGCGUGGGGUUGCUGGCGAUUCUCAUACUCUUUGGACUCACCACCCAAACCAUCAUUUACUUCAUCUGCAAGUCAUAUCACCAUGAGAAUAUCGACAAGUCUACGUUGUCGGAUCAUCUGGAAGAUUACCUCGGAGAAUAUGUUCCCUUGAAGUCUAAGGAUGUACAGCUCGAGUCAUUCCACGUUUAA
Messenger RNA from Ipomoea nil (Japanese morning glory), 999 nucleotides. RefSeq lists its product as uncharacterized. NCBI's taxonomy places the organism in Eukaryota, Viridiplantae, Streptophyta, Magnoliopsida, Solanales, Convolvulaceae. The transcript has a single exon. The coding region runs from base 1 to 999 and encodes 332 amino acids. The record is from RefSeq and is a predicted model, not a curated record.